UGUCAUGCUAUAGUCAUGCUCAUUCAACAUCAGUACUUUGUAAAAUUCAGAAUACAAGUUACAAGCCGAGAAACAGAAAAAACGUAAAUUUACAAGAUCGCCAAAACUAAAUUUAUAAUGAAUACUAAUUCGACAUUGCUGCCUUAUAUAAUGGGCUUGCUCAGUGAGCAGCCUCACCUAUGCACCACUAGAGAGGAUCUGAUUAAGAAAAUUAACGAUGUGGUGCUUGAAGAGCACAUAGCUCCUUUCGGCAGUCUCGAGCGUGCUGUGGACUUUGGUCUUGUCGUGGGCGUCAACCUGGGGAUCAUCUCCCUGACCAAUGAAAGGGUCCGUUUGCCCUUUAAUUUUCGAACUAGACAGGCCAGUUACAAGGUGCCCUCUGGACCCAAGAUCUCGCCUUGUCAGGGACGUCGGGCCAUUAGGCAGCGGACGCCAACGUCAAAAGCGGCCAAGUUCAUGGGUUUAAAGAGGUCAGGACGGAAGUCGGCAGGAAAGACGUCUGGCGAGGUGAAGAAGAAACAGUCCUAAUGAUUUCUCCCUUUUCAUACCGAACUGCCGGCUGUAUACGGGCGUGUUAUUGAACCAGACGGACAAGCUUCCGAACAACUGGGUUAACUAGGUGAAGUCGGCAGCGAUGGCACACACUUGGACUAAUUACCAGGACAGGGGCACAGAAAAUAAAUUUUAAAAAGGGUAAA
This is a messenger RNA of Drosophila eugracilis, 698 nucleotides long. RefSeq lists its product as uncharacterized. The record is from RefSeq and is a predicted model, not a curated record. Lineage: Eukaryota; Metazoa; Arthropoda; Insecta; Diptera; Drosophilidae. The coding region runs from base 118 to 528 and encodes 136 amino acids. The transcript is spliced from 2 exons.